CUGAUUAUACUAGUGCAGCUUUUUGGGUGCCCUAAAAACUACCACACAUUUGCUGAGUGAUUACCCUUUUUCUUCCUUUUGUGUUUCUUACCCUGAAUUUUACUUGCAGGAUAUGGUACUUUUCUGAAUUCUGGAUCUGCCUUUUUACAGUUGGAGUUUGAGUUGGAGCUUGCUUUCCAGUUUUUGUUGUUUUUUUUUGCAUCAUGGCUGUGCAAAACAAAAACAAGGUGAAAGAUCAUCCAGUUAGGUCAAAAGCACAAAGAAGGAAGCCACAACAGUCUCAUUCAAAUUCAUCUUCAUCGCAAGAAGAAGGGGCAGAAGAGACAGAGCAAAGGGUUAGGAAGAGACACACACAUGGGCCAGGUCCUGUGGGCAGAGCAAAAAGCACACAUCACAAGAGUUCAGAGAACCAACAAGGCUUGCUCUUUAAUUUGGGCCUUACCAGAGCAUCUGAUCUAAAGGCCUGGUCUAUUUUGCUUAUGGCUGUGUUGGCUGGAGCUUUGCAUUGGGGCCACUUAUCUACUCUUUUUGAAAAUGACCGGCAUUUUUCUCACCUUUCAACGCUGGAAAGGGAAAUGGCAUUUCGCACGGAAAUGCCUUUUAAAACCAACUUGCUCCGCUUUCUUUCUGUUUGUGGCAUUGUGAAGUAG
Messenger RNA from Bombina bombina (fire-bellied toad), 650 nucleotides. Its product is annotated as probable C-mannosyltransferase DPY19L1. Lineage: Eukaryota; Metazoa; Chordata; Amphibia; Anura; Bombinatoridae. Gene Ontology annotation, molecular function: mannosyltransferase activity. Bases 204 to 650 code for a protein of 148 amino acids. The transcript is spliced from 4 exons. Gene Ontology annotation, cellular component: nuclear inner membrane. The record is from RefSeq and is a predicted model, not a curated record.